CUCUCGUCUUCCUCACCUGCACGUUGUCUUUUGCAAGUGCUGGAAUAUUUCCGAUAAGUGUUCAAAUGGCAUCCACAAGGCGCCGCCGCCUCGGUCCGUGCUUCUGGGGAAUACUGGUGAACGCUUUUAUCGGUGUGAUGUGCGAAGCAGAGCUCUCCUUCACACUGGAGCCCAGUGACAUCAUCGCUGUUCAGGAGCAGCCCCUCAUGCUCCACUGCCAGGUGGACGGUAUCCCCCCAAUCACAACGCAGUGGAGACACAACGGCCUGCUUUUAACUCAGGAUCAGCAUCACACCACCUUCAUCAACGGCUCACUCCUGAUCGCUCACUUCCAGAAGACCAAAUCUCACGGCUCCUCCGACGAGGGCGACUACGAGUGCAUGGCCCAGAAUCUGUUUGGGCUGCUGGUGAGCCGCAAGGCGCGUAUUCAGGCAGCCACGAUGGCAGACUUCCACGUCCAGCCAGAGUCGGUGCAUGCAGAGGAGUCCGGCGUUGCUAGAUUCCAGUGCCAGAUCCACGGCCUGCCAGAGCCUGUCAUCAGCUGGGAAAAGGACAGACGUCCGGUGGACACCGAGGACGAGAGGUACACUCUCCUGCCCACAGGCGUUCUGCAGAUCACAGGAGUGCGUCCCGGGGACAGCGGCGAGUUCUGCUGUGUAGCCCAUAACAGUGCAGGAGUGAAACACAGCACUGAAGCACUUCUCACUGUCUCAGGCUCUCAGUCAUCUGUUUACAAAGAGCCUAUGAUAGUGGUCGGACCAGAAAACCUUACCCUCACGGUUCACCAAACCGCCAUCUUGGAGUGUGUUGCUACUGGAUACCCUCGGCCCAUUGUGUCUUGGAGCAGACUAGACGGGCGUCCCAUCGGUGUUGAGGGUAUCCAGGUACUCGGCACAGGGAACCUGAUGAUCUCAGAUGUGGGCGUGCAGCACUCAGGGGUCUACGUGUGUGCUGCUAACAAACCAGGGACCCGUGUUCGUAGGACUGCUCAGGGACGUCUGGUGGUCCAAGCUCCAGCAAAGUUUGCUCAGGCUCCGCAGUCCAUCGCUCGGCCCGUCGGCACCAACGCAGUCUUCACCUGCCAGGCCGAGGGCGAGCCCGAGCCCCAGCUCACCUGGCUGAAGAACGGGCAGAUCCUGGAGCCCUGGGGACACGUCAAACUCAGGAACAACAACAGGUGA
Molecule: messenger RNA, 1181 nt
Organism: Pungitius pungitius (ninespine stickleback)
Lineage: Eukaryota; Metazoa; Chordata; Actinopteri; Perciformes; Gasterosteidae
Product: immunoglobulin superfamily DCC subclass member 3-like
Exons: 7
Coding region: 66-1181 (371 amino acids)
Biological process (GO): cell-cell adhesion
Source: RefSeq, a predicted model, not a curated record